This is a messenger RNA of Prosopis cineraria, 3684 nucleotides long. Its product is annotated as calcium-transporting ATPase, endoplasmic reticulum-type. The record is from RefSeq and is a predicted model, not a curated record. Gene Ontology annotation, biological process: calcium ion transmembrane transport; intracellular calcium ion homeostasis. The transcript is spliced from 8 exons. NCBI's taxonomy places the organism in Eukaryota, Viridiplantae, Streptophyta, Magnoliopsida, Fabales, Fabaceae. Gene Ontology annotation, molecular function: ATP hydrolysis activity; ATP binding; P-type calcium transporter activity. Gene Ontology annotation, cellular component: membrane. The coding region runs from base 348 to 3542 and encodes 1064 amino acids.
AAGUAACGGACUGACCCUUGGUCGCUCUCACAGCGCAUGAGGAAUUUUGAAGAAAAAGAUUCCAAAAUUCUGCGUUUGCAAUAGCUUGAAGCUUAAAAAAAAAAGUAGAUAGAAAUUCCAAAGGGUUUGCAUUCAAAGAUAAGAGUAGGCCUUUAAACUACAGGAAAAUUCUAUGUUUCUUGGACAAAAGGUUUUCUUAUGGAAUCCCAGGACUUAUUGGUCUUUGCUUCGUUUCCAAGCUGUAGACUUUGACGCCUCUGCUUCUUCUAAUGCUACAAGUUACCUUCUUUUCUAGCAAAUUAAACCACCCACAGUCUGUUGUUUUAUAACGCUCUCAGCUUUCGUGGAUGGUCCAGCGAACUUUAAUACAUUUCCAGAUGAAAGCUUCAAUCGAAGAUAAACCAUUCCCUGCAUGGUCAUGGUCUGUUGAACAGUGCUUGAGAGAAUACAGCGUUAAACUCGAAAAGGGUUUGAAUACCUUCGAGGUUGAGAAGCGGCGCGAGAGAUAUGGUUGGAACGAGUUAGCAAAAGAGAAUGGGACGCCCUUGUGGCAACUAGUACUAGAGCAAUUUGAUGACAUUCUUGUGAAGAUUCUUCUGGUUGCAGCUUUUAUAUCAUUCAUUCUGGCUUAUUUGCAUGGAAGCGAAUCAGGGGAGUCUGGGUUUGAAGCUUAUGUGGAGCCACUCGUGAUAAUUUUGAUUUUAGUACUUAAUGCCAUUGUUGGAGUUUGGCAAGAGAACAACGCUGAGAAAGCACUUGAAGCUCUCAAAGAAUUGCAGUGUGAAUCUGGAAAAGUGUUAAGAGAUGGGUAUUUUGUGCCUGAUUUGCCUGCACGAGAGCUUGUUCCUGGUGAUAUUGUGGAAUUGCAUGUAGGAGAUAAAGUGCCUGCGGACAUGAGAGUUGCUGCUCUGAAAACCUCAACAUUGCGAGUUGAACAAAGCUCUCUAACUGGAGAAGCAAUGCCUGUUUUGAAGGGCACAAAUCCUAUUUUCAUGGAUGAUUGUGAGUUGCAGGCCAAGGAAAAUAUGGUUUUUGCAGGCACCACUGUUGUCAAUGGGAGCUGUCUCUGUAUUGUUGUCACCACUGGGAUGAACACUGAAAUUGGAAAGAUACAGAAGCAAAUUCAUGAUGCUUCUUUGGAGGACAGUGACACCCCCUUAAAGAAGAAGCUGGAUGAGUUUGGUGGGCAGCUUACCACUGCAAUUGGACUGGUUUGCCUUGUUGUCUGGGUUAUAAACUACAAAAAUUUCCUUUCCUGGGAGCUUGUGGGUGGAUGGCCUUCAAACAUCAAAUUUUCUUUUGAGAAGUGCACCUAUUACUUCAAAAUUGCUGUUGCCCUGGCUGUAGCUGCAAUCCCUGAAGGCCUUCCCACUGUCAUCACCACUUGUUUAGCCCUGGGUACAAGAAAAAUGGCACAAAAGAAUGCAAUUGUGCGAAAGCUUCCAAGUGUAGAAACUCUGGGAUGCACGACUGUUAUUUGUUCAGAUAAAACUGGUACUCUGACAACAAAUCAGAUGUCUGUAAGAGAGUUCUUUACUUUGGGAGGAAAAACUACUGCUUCUCGAGUCAUCUGUGUUGAAGGCUCAACUUAUGAUCCUAGGGAUGGAGGAAUUGUGGAUUGGACUUGCUAUAACAUGGAUGCGAACUUGCAGGCCAUGGCAGAAAUAUGUGCCAUUUGUAAUGAUGCUGGGAUUCAUUUUGAUGGUCGCCUUUUCCGGGCUACAGGUUUGCCCACUGAAGCAGCUCUCAAGGUUUUGGUUGAAAAGAUGGGAGUUCCAGAUAACAAGGCAAGGAACAGAAUUUGGGACACAGAAGUUGCUGCAAGCUACUUGAAUAAUAGCAACACUGUUAAGUUAGGAAGUUGUGAUUGGUGGACAAGAAGAUCCAAAAGAGUUGCCACAUUAGAGUUUGAUCGAAUUAGGAAGUCAAUGAGUGUUAUUGUUCGUGAACCAACUGGACGAAAUCGGCUUCUGGUUAAGGGAGCUGUUGAGAGUUUACUUGAACGUAGUUCACAUGUGCAACUAGCUGAUGGAUCCCUGGUUCCAAUUGAUGAGCAAUGUAGAGAACUACUGUUUUCAAGACUCCUAGAGAUGAGUUCAAAAGGAUUGCGUUGCUUGGGUUUGGCAUAUAAGGAUGACUUGGGUGAAUUUUCAGACUACUAUACUGAAAAUCAUCCUGCUCACAAGAAAUUGCUUGAUCCUACUUGCUACUCAUCCAUCGAAAGUGAUCUAGUAUUUGUUGGUGUUGUUGGUCUAAGAGAUCCUCCUCGUGGAGAAGUUCACAGGGCAAUUGAGGAUUGCAGAGAAGCUGGUAUUAGAGUUAUGGUAAUAACUGGAGAUAACAAGUCCACAGCAGAGGCUAUUUGUCGGGAAAUUAAUCUGUUCUCCGGAGAAGAGGAUCUUACCGAGAGAAGUAUGACAGGCAAGGAGUUCAACUCUCUUUCUUCUUCAAAACAAGUUAAAAUGUUGUCAAGACCUGGAGCCAAGGUUUUCUCUCGAGCUGAGCCUAGACACAAACAAGAGAUCGUGAGGUUACUGAAGGAGAUGGGAGAGAUUGUUGCAAUGACUGGAGAUGGUGUGAAUGAUGCUCCUGCUCUUAAACUUGCUGACAUAGGGAUUGCCAUGGGCAUAACUGGAACUGAGGUUGCAAAAGAAGCUUCAGAUAUGGUGCUUGCAGAUGACAACUUUAGUACCAUUGUUUCAGCUGUUUCUGAGGGUCGCUCUAUUUAUGAUAACAUGAAAGCCUUCAUUAGAUACAUGAUAUCAUCCAAUGUUGGAGAAGUGAUAUCUAUAUUCUUGACUGCUGCACUGGGGAUCCCAGAAUGUAUGAUACCUGUGCAACUUCUGUGGGUGAAUUUGGUUACUGAUGGUCCUCCUGCAACAGCUUUGGGUUUUAACCCAGCUGAUGUUGAUAUAAUGCGAAAGCCACCUCGUAAAACUGAUGAACCUCUCAUCAGUUCAUGGGUUCUUUUUCGUUAUCUGGUAAUUGGUUCCUAUGUAGGAAUUGCAACAGUGGGCAUUUUUGUGUUGUGGUACACACAGGCAUCUUUUCUCGGCAUCAAUCUGGCCAGUGAUGGGCACACAAUCAUAGAACUGUCUCAGCUUCGCAACUGGGGAGAGUGUCAUUCAUGGUCAAAUUUUACUGCUUCUCCAUUUGAAGUAAGUGGUGGUCGCCUGAUCACGUUCUCAAAUCCAUGUGAUUACUUUUCAGUUGGUAAAGUGAAGGCUAUGACUCUAUCUCUCUCAGUCUUGGUGGCGAUUGAGAUGUUUAACUCUUUCAAUGCUUUAUCUGAAGAGAACAGCUUGUAUGAAAUGCCACCAUGGAGGAACCCUUGGCUUUUGAUAGCCACAACAAUAUCACUAGGACUCCAUUGCCUGAUCAUCUAUAUUCCAAUCCUUGCAGAUGUGUUUGGUGUUGUUCCACUAAGUCUAAAAGAAUGGUUUUUGGUCAUCCUAGUUUCUUUACCUGUAAUUUUUGUUGAUGAGGUUCUGAAAUUAGUGGUGAGGAGGAGGAGGACAGCAAGAAAGGAGAAAACAGCAUGAAGAAGUCUUUGAUGGUCAUUGAAAAAAGCAGCACAAGAGAUUAAUGGGUGUAUCAAACCAAAUUCUUUGAUAAAUUUGUUCUUUGGGAGAAAAAGUAUAGUUCAUUUGUAGGUGGCUGGAAAUAGGUCACUUCUUACAAUCA